Ascochyta rabiei is the source of this 792-nucleotide messenger RNA. RefSeq lists its product as uncharacterized. Gene Ontology annotation, biological process: regulation of signal transduction. The record is from RefSeq and is a predicted model, not a curated record. Bases 1 to 792 code for a protein of 263 amino acids. The transcript is spliced from 3 exons. Lineage: Eukaryota; Fungi; Ascomycota; Dothideomycetes; Pleosporales; Didymellaceae. Gene Ontology annotation, molecular function: protein phosphatase inhibitor activity.
AUGACGGCGCACUCUCCCCUGCACUCGCCCUCGUCGCACGCCGACCGGCCCAGGGGCAUAUUGAAGAACUCCAGCUCGCACCGCUCCAGCUCUCAGAGCUCCCCGCCCCGCGAGGCGCAGCCCGCGGUCAGCCCCGUCGCCGAGCGCCCGCAUCUUGGUCGCGAGAAAUCAGAGAAGGAAAUCGUGCUCGAGAACACGCUGCACAAUGCAGGCCCCGGCCACCGUCGCUCGUCGUCCAACGCCCGUGGCUCCACGUCACGACGUCAAUCAGGCGCCAGCCCUCACCUCGACGACAACAGCCCCCAGCUGAAGUGGGACGAGGCGAAUCUGUACAUCAACGAGCAGAAUCGCGAUAGCACGAUGAAGAUCGACGAGCCCAAGACGCCCUACGCCAAGCAGUACGACCCCGCUGAGGAUGAGGAGGAGAUUGAGAUGCUGGAUGCCAAGGACUUGAAUGUCGAUGAACUUGACGCCAAGCCGAAACGUAAGAACCGGGUCGAGGAGAUACCCGAGUUUGAUCUUGGGGAGCCCGAGCUGCGAGCGCGCGGCGAGUCUCAGACGCCCGAGAGCGAGAAGCGAGUGCUGGUCGACCCUGAGGAGGACAAGGGCUACCACGGCGAGCUGCCGCCUAAUGCGACGCAAGAAGAGAGGGAGAAGCACCGCAAGUUUGAGGAGCUGCGGAAGAAGCACUACGAGAUGAGGAAUGUCAAGGGCCUGCUUGGCCACGCCGAAGAGGACGAUGAAGAUGACCAGGUGGCACCACCGGUGCCCAACGGCCAGCGCCCAUCGUAG